Mobula hypostoma (lesser devil ray) is the source of this 4922-nucleotide messenger RNA. RefSeq names its product RNA polymerase II associated protein 1 (gene rpap1). NCBI's taxonomy places the organism in Eukaryota, Metazoa, Chordata, Chondrichthyes, Myliobatiformes, Myliobatidae. The record is from RefSeq and is a predicted model, not a curated record. Gene Ontology annotation, biological process: transcription by RNA polymerase II. The coding region runs from base 70 to 4326 and encodes 1418 amino acids. The transcript is spliced from 25 exons.
AGCGUGAGAGUGAGUGAUGGUGGGGCAGGGGCGAGGAGAACGUACGGGCACCAUCACAGUCUAAGGAAGAUGCUGGGAAGGCCAAAACCUGGAGAAUCCGAGGAUGACCUCCUGCGGUUUCAGCAAAAUUUCCUAGCCACAGGGAUGUUUCCAGCUGCCAAAGUCGUAAAGAAGGCAGACAAGAGGAAAGUGGAAUCAGAAAGUACUGGUGGAAGUCAAGCCACUGAAGAUUUAAGGGACAUGGUUACCUUGGAAGCUCUUCCCGACCAUCCUCCAUCACUCAUGCCAGUUGCACCCAAGAAGUCCAAGUUUAAAGCAGAAAGAGUCAGAUUCCAGGAGGAUGAUAGUGAGGAGCAGAUGGAUCUACAGGACAGACACAUCACAGCUGUCCUUUCCAAGAUCAUUGAGAGAGACACUACAGGGAGUACCAUAAAUCCGCCAUUAUCGACAGGACAAGCCUUCCCAAAGGUCUUUCACAGGUCGGAGAUACAAAGCGAGUUGAAGCCAGUUUCGGGAAGAAAAAGUAUCUUUGCCCAGAAACUCGAGGCAAAAAGAGCAAUUGAAGCACAUCGGGCAGAAUCUUCACAGUGUCGAACCAGCCCAUUGACCACGGGUUCAGCGCAGCCAGUAUCAGCUCAGUCUCAGACUAGAGAAACAUCGGAAAAGAGCCACUCACCAGUUUCAGAUAAUGAGAGAUGGGCUUCAGAAGAAAAACUGGGGAAAGAAAUAAGCCCUCAUGAAGCUCAGAGGAUUCAUGAAGAGAACCUUGCUCGACUGCAGACCAUGUCUAAGGAAGAGAUUGAGGAAGAACGCAAUAACCUCAUGGCACGAUUAGACCCAAGUUUGAUUGCUUUUCUAAAAUCAAGAAGAUCAGGGAAAAGCUACAUUGAAGCCUCCAGGAAUAAAACCGAAAGACAAGGAACAGAAAACAACUAUGAGGAUAAGCAAAGUGAUUCUCACUUGGAGGCAGAACUGCAGUCCAAUUCAUCCAAGGACGAUCCAAUGAAUGAAGAAAUUACAGAACCUGAUAUUCCACUGAAACCUGAGAAAGGAUGGGUCCACAUGGAUGUGUUGGAGUAUGAGAAACUGGAAUGGAUGAAAGAUCUGCCUAAACCCAGACGGCGGAAGACCAAUAAGGAGAUGCAAGCAAGGUUCAAUUUCCAUGGUGACUUAAUACCUCCAGGUGUCGAUGUUCCAGCUCAUCUCGGAUUGCACCAUCAUGGGGAAGAGCCAGAGGAAGCUGGUUAUUCACUUCAAGAGCUCUUCCAUUUAUCUCGCAGUCAGAUAAUUCAGCAGCGAACUCUCGCCCUUCAGAUGUUGUCACGAGUCAUUCAAAAGGCUAAAGUGGGUGAUUUCUCCUCCUCCCUCAAGCACAGUGUGUUGAGAAUGCUGCUGGAUGCUGGCUGUUUGUUCCUCCUUCGCUUUGCACUGGAUGAUAGCGUUGAAAAUGUAAUUGCUGCCUGCGUUCAGGCUCUAAAGGCACUUUUAAUCUCCCCUUCUGAUGAGGAAUGUCUCGACAGGACCUUCUGCUGGUACUUGGGAUCAUCAGUGUUUCCCCUUCGGCCUAAUGAAACAGAGGAGGAUGAUGAUGAUGACGAUGAAGAGGAGGAUGAUGAGGAAGAAUCAAAAAUGAAGCAAAGCGAGAAAGCCAAGUCCAAGGAAGAUAAGAAAGCAGAUACAGAUGUUGCUCGCGUGGAUGUUAUUAAAGGUUUGCUGAAGAUGAAAGUUCUUCACCGUCUGCGUUACAUUCUGGAAGUUGUCCGACCUGUGCCUUCAGUCGUCCUUGAUAUUUUGGAGAUGCUAAUUCGAAUAGCAAGACACUCUUCUGAGGCUUGUAAUCAGAUUCUAGGGUGCCCAAGACUAAUGGAGACAAUUGUCUCAGAAUUCUUACCAUCUACCUGGACGAUUCAGACUCUGAGAACAGAUGAACCGAUAACCAGUAGCUAUGGUGUGCCAGUUGCUGCUGCCAUGAAAUUGUUUCGUGUCCUGGCAUCUGCGGGAAGGAACAUGUCGGCUAUUUUGUUAAACAAAUUCAAGUUGAAAGAGCGAAUUGGGAGGUUCAUAGCACAAGAUCCUUGUGACCUGCACUUGGAGCAACAGGAAGCCUACGCAUUAAACAUUGAGGCUUUGCGGCUGUGGGCUGUUGCAGUCAACUAUGGACAAGCAUGUGACAUGUACAGGGACUUCUAUCCUGCACUGAUGAAGAUUCUUCAGACCUUACCAAACCUGGUGUCCCACCCGAGGCAGGAGGAUCCAUUGUUUGAUUAUUCCUUGCAGAGAGCUGAGACUCUGGUUUGCCUCCUGAUCAGCCUCACUCACAGUGCAGGCUGUACUUCUGAACUGCAGGCCCAGUUCACAUCCAGUUCUGGGGACCAGGAGGGACACAUUCCCCCUCCGCCAUUAGACUGGAGCCAUGUGGAAGGUAUCAAGCCACUUCUGGAAGGCUUUGUCAAAAGAUGCUUUAAGGAGCUCAGCUGUCCAUCGACUUGGAAUAGAGUGAGACAGCUAACUUCAACGUAUAUCAUCUACCUUGCGACAUACUACAGCAAACUCAGCCAACAGCCUUCAUAUAGACCUGUUGAGUGCUUAGUAGAAUUGGAGCAGUUUUGGAUGGAAUCCUUGUCUCCCCUACUUAAUCAGCCUACAUUAGAGAAGAUGUUUGUGGACCUCAGAUCUUAUUCAGCCCUGUGUAACCCUAAGUCCUGCUAUCCAGGUCCAGAGACUGUCCGUAGCCUUGUGUCACUGGGCUGUGUUGGAGAAAUGCAGCACCUCAGCCUGACAGGAUCCAAAUCCCCUUUCGUGUUCCUGAUUGCAUUGUUUUAUUUACUGGACACCGUCUGUGUUCUGCACAAAGGCUUGGCAGAAAAGUGCUCGGCCAUCCUGCACAGCGAAGGUUUGAGGGAUUACUUGGUGCACAGCUGUAAGGGGAGCCCGCCAAUAAACCACAGGUCUGCCUGGUUGCUGCGGCACGAGUUCCACCUCCAGCAUUCUGUGCUUAAGCUGGCAUCCAAGACGGUUGCUGUCAGUCCUCAAGUUGCCCAGCAGGCUCCACUGUAUCACUACGUUGCCCUGAUGUUGCUGAGCCGGCUGCUGCCAGGAAGUGAGUUCUUGGCCUACGACCUCCUCUCCGGGAUGGCCUUUAACCAGGCUUUGAUACCGGAAGGCACAUCCGGUGGCCCUGAAGCAGAAGACCUUUCGAACAUCCUGAGGCUCGGAUGCCACGGGGACGCUGCCGAGAGAACUUGUGCAAGCCCAACCCGUGGCACGCUGCUGUGCAAAGCCUUUAACCAGCUCCCCACCAUCCGUGCCCAUUACCUCUCUCACUUUGCUCACCUCCAGGCUUCUGUCUUGCGGUCCCAGCACUCCUACGCAGGCCGGACCCACCUGGUCCAAUCUGUGCUACUACCGGAAAUGGCCGGUCCUCUCCUGCCAUCUGAUUGGGCCUUCCUGCCCCUGAUCAACUUGUAUGACCGUGUGAACCGUGAGGAAACGAAGGGCAAGAUGGUGGAUUGUCUUCCCGAGAACCUGGUAGAGAUGGUGAGCAGCAGUCUCCAGUGCGUGCUAUUGCUGGAGACCUGGCGAGGUGGCAUAUUGCAGGGACUGCCUCUGGCUGCCAAGCUGGUGCGACUCUGCUGUGUCUUCCUCACGGGCAGCAACCUGUUUCUGGAGCUGGCGAUCCGUGACUACCUAUCCGCCCUCCUGAUCAUCUACUGUCAGCAGAAGAGGCUGGACUCGCUGGACCUCAGUGCUACCCUCCCAGGGCUGGCCUCCUUUCAUGACCUGUACAUAAGCCUUCUUGAACAGUUUGAGAGCGUCUCGUUUGGUGACCCGCUUUUUGGCUGCUUUCUCUUGCUGCCUCUGCAGAGGAAGUUUGAUGUCCAACUGCGCCAGGCUGUUUUUGGGGAGCACGUUAACGUGUUGCGGGCACUGGGGGUGCCACUGAAGCAGCUGCCGAUCCCCUUGGAAAAUUACACCCAUCCCAUGGAGUCUUCAUUGGAUCUGCUGCGCCAGUAUUUCAAGACCUUGGUGACUGCCACCCUACGCUUCAGCUGGUGUCCUGUGCUCUACGUGGUGGCCAUUGCUCAAGUCAACAGCUUCAUCUUCUCACAGGAGGCAGUUGAUGAGGAGUUUGAUGCUGCCCGAAGGAGUAUGCUGCGAAAGUCAUACCUAUUAACAGAUGAGGUGUUGAGGAGGCAUCUGCUUCACUUCAAGCUGCCUAACGUGGAGUCAUCCAUCGGGUUCGACAUGUACGAGGAGCUGCCUCCUAUGAGGCAAAAGUGGCUGCAGAAAGUCCUUGGAGACCUACUGCAUCUGGAGAAGGAGUAGGAGGCACAAUAAGCAGGGAGAGGUGGACUCAAUUCCCUUGAAUGGGUAUACGUGACACUGGACCCUCUGAUUCUGCAUCGACCAUUGCUGGCAGCAGGAUCACAGACGACUGGGGAAAAGCCAAGUGCCACUUGUGAUUACUUUUUAACUUGUAUGUGAUAAUCAGGUUGUACUUGGAUGGAGUACUGACCCUGCCUUUCAUCAAAUGAUUGUCUGAUCCCCUCAAUAGUGCUGUUUUCACUGCCUUGUGCCGACCACCCUCUUGUCCUGAGCUGGUUCAAGUUUCUAUUUGCAAAGUUCCAGCUGCACAGUGGAAUAGGAAGAUUGUGUCUAUCCUCACUCAGGAAUCAAGGAUUAACCCAAAAAGUCCAUAUUUUUCUUUGAAGCAAGUGAAGAUUUCUGGGAAAGAGAAACAAAAUUGGUUAUUCCAGUUUUAUGGUCUCUGGGCAGCCUGGCAUAUUGUGAAUUAUGCAGAGCUAGGCAUCUACUCUUCCAGGGAUGUGAUUACUUGACAUAAUGUCAGUUCACUUUGUCAUUGUUUACAACAACUGCAUGGACAGGAACAAAGUACAUUAAAAACGAAAGAUGUUGUGUAA